GGCGCCCCGCGGGCCCCGCCCCGGCCGCUGGCGUCUCAGGAGCCGCUCGCGCCUGAAGCCCUGCAACUGCGGCUCUGCGCCGGCUCCGGGCCGUUUCAGUUUAAUGAGGAAGAAGCAUUCCUGGGGAACUGCGUACUGGAAGAAGGAUCUUCGGGAAAUUUCCCUGGGCACCAGCUGACACCGUUAAGCCCAGAGUCCUUGGGCCUUUCCAGGUUUCCAUGCAAGCCAAUUCUGAGACAUGUCUGCUUCAGUGAAUGAAAGCCUUCAGCUUCAGCUGUUGGAGAUGGAAAUGCUGUUUUCUAUGUUUCCUAACCAAGGAGAAGUAAAACUUGACGAUGUAAAUGCCCCAAGGAAUAUAAAGAGAUAUCUAGAAGGCACCAGGGAAGCGCUACCACCAAAAAUUGAAUUUGUGAUUACGCUUCAGAUUGAGGAGCCCAAGGUGGCAAUUGACUUGCAAGUAACCAUGCCUCACAGCUACCCCUACGUAGCAUUGCAGCUCUUUGCUCGGUCAUCUGAUCUUGAUAGACAACAGCAGCUACUUCUCAACAAUGGUCUCACGUCUUAUAUAGGGACUUUUGACCCAGGGGAGCUCUGUGUAUGUGCAGCAAUUCAGUGGCUCCAGGAAAAUAGUGCAUCCUAUUUCUUGAACAGAAAGCUUGAGCAUGAACCGUCUGCACAAGCAAAGCCAGUCAAGAACACAUUCCUCCGAAUGUGGAUCUACAGUCACCAUAUCUAUCAACAGGACCUAAGGAAAAAGAUUUUAGAGGUGGGGAAAAGGUUAGAUGUGACUGGAUUUUGCAUGACUGGAAAGCCCGGUAUAAUCUGUGUGGAAGGUUUCAAGGAACACUGUGAGGAGUUCUGGCACACAAUUCGCUACCCGAGCUGGAAGCACAUUUCCUGUAAGCACACUGAAAGCAUGGAGACAGAAGGAAAUGGCAGGAACCUGCGCCUUUUCCAUUCUUUUGAAGAAUUACUUCUUGAGGCCCAUGGUGACUAUGGACUAAGAAAUGAUUACCACAUGAAUCUGGGGCAGUUCUUGGAAUUUCUCAAAAAGCACAAAAGUGAGCAUGUGUUUCAGAUAUUAUUUGGCAUUGAAAGCAAAAGUUCAGAUGCCUAGGAAGUUACUGAGGUCUGUGCUUACAAUUUCCCUCAGUCGGUGUUUUUAUUAGCAAGACCAAGUAAAAAAUACUAGUGGCUAUGUGGCAUUUUCAGUGAGAACCCUAAUUCCAGGAUCUUCACCUGGUAAUGAAACAAAUAGGCCUUGUGACUUUGAAAAGGCACAACUGUGAUGUUCCCUUAGGUUCCUGUAUUGUAAUUUGAAAACUAUUUCAUUGCAAAUAAAAAGUCCAUUUAACCAGU
This is a messenger RNA of Cavia porcellus (domestic guinea pig), 1359 nucleotides long. It is a transcript of the gene Rwdd2a, whose product is annotated as RWD domain containing 2A. NCBI's taxonomy places the organism in Eukaryota, Metazoa, Chordata, Mammalia, Rodentia, Caviidae. Gene Ontology annotation, molecular function: protein binding. The coding region runs from base 239 to 1117 and encodes 292 amino acids. The record is from RefSeq and is a predicted model, not a curated record. The transcript is spliced from 3 exons.